Messenger RNA from Amoebophrya sp. A25, 381 nucleotides. The record is from the annotation of a GenBank genome assembly. Lineage: Eukaryota; Dinophyceae; Syndiniales; Amoebophryaceae.
GUUAAUCUUGAUGCUCCUUUUCCUUAACCCCGAGCUCAUAAGUGAACUGUCUGGUAUCCCCGCAGAUCUUCCGUUUGGAAUUAGUGCUAGCGGAGAUAAGAUGUUGAGCAGAAAAAUGAGCGACCAAUACCAAUAAAUUGGCCAAUCCUCCUUAUGCGCUCACGAGUAGCGCAUGGAAAAGCCACUGCGAGAUAGAGAGUAGAGAGUCGCGCGCACCUUCUUCCAAACGCUGGCUCAUCUAACUCACCUUCACCUAUCUCGAAUAGUAUCCAUCAUUUUCCUAUCAGUAUUUGUUUGCACAGGAGCGACGCCACUCACCUUCCCUUACUUUUGCCUUAACGGUCGGGAAAUUAUUUGGAUCACUUGCUGCUAUCACCCGGG